AUGGAACAGCCUGUGACGAUGUAUGCUCUUGUCGCCGAUCCUGAACGACAUAAGUCAGUUAUAAACCAUCUACCACCUUCUCAAUUGAAAGAAGCACGAACCCAACCAGUAACAAUGUAUACCCUUGAUACUUAUCAUCCGGUUGCUCCACAGCUACAGAAAUCCGAGCCUCGUAUCUUCUAUAUUGAGGGGAAUGAGAAACCAUUAGAUGAAUACCCACAUCCAAAACCGAUACCUGAGCUUUAUACUAUAAUUGGAAAUCCAACAAAAGUUGACGUUCAGAGUCCGAUACCAUAUCCCGAUAAAACACCAGUUGUAAAUAAUAUCGAGCCUUUCUUGUAUCCGCUCGUGGGAAAAUCUAUAUCGCCGAUUAUUGCUCAGGAAACACAACCAACGGUCUCGAAAGAUAUUGAACCCACGCUGUACUCCAUUAUGGGCAUACCUCUACAGCAAACUACGCAUGACGUACCAGUAGUGUUAAGGCAGAAGGAGCCAGUUUUGUACAGUAUUAGCGGUCAUUCUAAUGAAAUUCCAGAAACAACGGCACAGGAUAUAGGGCCGACGUUAUUCUCGGUUGUAAGCAAUCCUUCGUUAACAAAAACAACGGCACCUGUUGAACAGCCAGCUCACUCCAACGAAUCCGUUCUUUAUUCGAUCAUUGGACAACCUCGCUAUUCAUACAAUAUCAAAGACAACAAUUCUAAGCAUGUGCCACAUGUAUCAACUGAAGUUAUAUCAGAUAAAAGUACUACCCUCUACUCAAUCGUCGGUGCUCAUUCUUUAACUCAUUCGUCACCACCACCAUUGAAACUGUUUGAACCGGAAAAAGAAAGCUUAUCGCCAACGUUUUACAGUACAAUUGGUAGACCUCAACAAACUAGUCCAAUAAUACACUCAAAAAGUCAUUUGAAUGAUAAACAAAGUCCCGUACUUUAUUCCAUAGCGGGUCACACUGAAACACCAAUACAAAUUGAAAGAUAUGUCAAAGAACCAGAAACGCAAGAGCAUAAUCAUAGUCAUCAUUACCAGCGUGAGCCAACGCAAGUAAAUUUACCUCCUCUUACCUACGCCAUAGUUGGCGAGGCUAAAAUGCCUGUGGCCACCGUUAGAAAUCAUCAUUUAAAAGAAAAUAUUUCUAUGUAUACAAUUGUGGGAUCUCACCAAAAGCCUCUGCUAGAAAAUUUCAAUACUAUUCCACUGACAAGAAAACAACAGUCUGUACUUCAACCACAUAUUCUCGUCGAAAAUAAAAAUCCAAUACUUUAUAGAAUUGUUGGACAGCCUAAGGUACCGAUGUCUGUUCCACCAAAACCUGUAAAACAAACAAGACCCACUGGAGAAAGAGCAAGGUCUGAUCCACGAAAUACAACACUGCCGUCGAGACGAUAUGCGAGUGUUGAAACGAAGCCAUUAUAUAAGCAUCAAUCUGUUCAAAACUUUCAACGUAUAGAUGAGCCUAAAGAAAUCGUUUCCUAUUCUGUUACUGGUCAUAACCUUCCGAAAGAACCAGUCCGAAAAGUAGAAAAGAUAAUUAUUCCAUAUGAAAUAUACGAAAAAUCCCGACAACGGAACCCUGUUAUUCAACGCCAUGUGAUAGAAAAGCGUAAGGAACCACCAACUACAGUCGUAUAUAACGAACCAAAACCCAGAGAAGAAAAAAUGCCAAUAUACGAACAUCAUACACAAAAUGUAUUGUAUCCAAGAGACCGAAAUUAUGUAAUUCAGAGGUUGCCAGAACAAAAUUUAUCGCUGCCGAGAGUUAUACAGAGACCAACGAGAAGAACCGACCAUGGAUACGUUCGUCAAAGGAGACCCAGACCAAUUGAACGUUUUCCAAUCGAUACUCGACGACCAUGGAAUUAUGUGUCUGGUAUACGGGAUGAUGAUAGCAAUAGUGGAACAAUCAAUCAUAAAAAACCUCGUUAUGAUCGUGUAUCCCGACCACGUACACCGUGGUUGCCAGUCUGGCUUUAA
Didymodactylos carnosus is the source of this 1974-nucleotide messenger RNA. The record is from the annotation of a GenBank genome assembly. Lineage: Eukaryota; Metazoa; Rotifera; Eurotatoria; Philodinida; Philodinidae.